Molecule: messenger RNA, 1491 nt
Organism: Brienomyrus brachyistius
Lineage: Eukaryota; Metazoa; Chordata; Actinopteri; Osteoglossiformes; Mormyridae
Exons: 2
Coding region: 1-1491 (496 amino acids)
Source: RefSeq, a predicted model, not a curated record
AUGAAUCAGCCGGAUUUCAUUCAACACGGCGGGCGGCUGCGCCAGGAACGUAUCCGGGGGCAGCGCGUGGAGCCCGCCCCUCCGGGUCGCGAGAUCCGACUGGGCCCACCCCCUCACAAGAGCACCACACUCACUCCCGCCUCACCCCCACCCCCUCACAAGAGCACCACACUCACCCCCGCCUCACCCCCACCCCCUCACAAGAGCACCACACUCACUCCCGCCUCACCCCCACCCCCUCACAAGAGCACCACACUCACUCCCGCCUCACCCCCACCCCCUCACAAGAGCACCACACUCACUCCCGCCUCACCCCCACCCCCUCACAAGAGCACCACACUCACCCCCGCCACACCCCCACCCCCUCACAAGAGCACCACACUCACCCCCGCCUCACCCCCACCCCCUCACAAGAGCACCACACUCACUCCCGCCUCACCCCCACCCCCUCACAAGAGCACCACACUCACUCCCGCCUCACCCCCACCCCCUCACAAGAGCACCACACUCACCCCCGCCUCACCCCCACCCCCUCACAAGAGCACCACACUCACUCCCGCCUCACCCCCACCCCCUCACAAGAGCACCACACUCACUCCCCGCCUCACCCCCACCCCCUCACAAGAGCACCACACUCACCCCCGCCUCACCCCCACCCCCUCACAAGAGCACCACACUCACCCCCGCCUCACCCCCACCCCCUCACAAGAGCACCACACUCACUCCCGCCUCACCCCCACCCCCUCACAAGAGCACCACACUCACCCCCGCCUCACCCCCACCCCCUCACAAGAGCACCACACUCUCCCCCGCCUCACCCCCACCCCCUCACAAGAGCACCACACUCACUCCCCGCCUCACCCCCACCCCCUCACAAGAGCACCACACUCACUCCCGCCUCACCCCCACCCCCUCACAAGAGCACCACACUCACUCCCCGCCUCACCCCCACCCCCUCACAAGAGCACCACACUCACCCCCGCCUCACCCCCACCCCCUCACAAGAGCACCACACUCACCCCCGCCUCACCCCCACCCCCUCACAAGAGCACCACACUCACCCCCGCCUCACCCCCACCCCCUCACAAGAGCACCACACUCACCCCCGCCUCACCCCCACCCCCUCACAAGAGCACCACACUCUCCCCCGCCUCACCCCCACCCCCUCACAAGAGCACCACACUCACCCCCGCCUCACCCCCACCCCCUCACAAGAGCACCACACUCACCCCCGCCUCACCCCCACCCCCUCACAAGAGCACCACACUCACUCCCGCCUCACCCCCACCCCCUCACAAGAGCACCACACUCUCCCCCGCCUCACCCCCACCCCCUCACAAGAGCACCACACUCACCCCCGCCUCACCCCCACCCCCUCACAAGAGCACCACACUCACCCCCCGCCUCACCCCCACCCCCUCACAAGAGCACCACACUCACUCCCGCCUCACCCCCACCCCCUCACAAGAGCACCACACUGAAAUGUACUGA